Camellia sinensis is the source of this 2389-nucleotide messenger RNA. RefSeq names its product homeobox protein knotted-1-like 3. Gene Ontology annotation, cellular component: nucleus. Gene Ontology annotation, biological process: regulation of DNA-templated transcription. The record is from RefSeq and is a predicted model, not a curated record. Gene Ontology annotation, molecular function: DNA binding. Lineage: Eukaryota; Viridiplantae; Streptophyta; Magnoliopsida; Ericales; Theaceae.
CCACGCCCAAACGCGACUCACUAUUUACCUCUCAACAAGCGGUUUGCCGAGCUGUUUUUCUCCCUGAAAACCGCUUUUCCCUCCAUAAUAUAUGCUUCUUUAGCUUCGCGAGAAAGUCAUAUCAUUCCUCAUCUCUCUCUAAAACCCACAACUCAAUUUCGAUCUUCUUCUCUACUGGUUCAUUUUUGUAGUAACAAAUCAUAGCUAUCAUCUCAUGUUUCUCUCUCUACCUAUAUAUAUAUAUACGUAUACGUUUCUCUCUCUAUAUUCGUCUCUUCCAAGUCCAUCUCUCUCGACUGUUAAGGCUAGCAUGGAGUAACUCUCUCUAUAAUACUUUGCGAGUGCAAGACUGGAUUAUGUUAUAUAGCUUUAUCGAUCUUCAUCUAGAUAUUUUGAAUUACUUUCUCUCUAAACUGAAUUGCUUAUUAUCUAUAUAGUUCUGUGUUUGUAUGUACUGAUUAUGCUUGUAAUGAGAUGAAAGUAUUGUUAUGAAAGUAUUUUUUCUCGAUGGCGUAUCCGAACCAUCUAUCACAAGAAAUGGCGCUACAUCAUUUCUCAGACCAGCACUUGGGAGAGAACACUUCGGUUUUGCGAACUAUAUUGCCGGAACAGCUAGGUCAAUCUUCGCCGGACGGUUCAGGAAAGGAGCAUAAGGACUUACAGAGAUUUAUAAUGGAGUCCGCCGGGAAGACGGCGGAGCACCACCACCAACCACCGCCGCAAGUCGGCGUUGGACCGACGUGGCUCAAUAGCGCGAUUCUGAGGCAGCAGAACCAGUACGGGGAAGCGAAUUUCCUCAAUCUACACACGAACUCCGAUUCGGCUGCGUCGAAUCAGUGGCUCUCGAGAUCGAUUCUUCAGCGGAACGUUAGCGAUGUUAGGGACGACAACGAUUCGAUGAUCGCCGCGGCGAUAUCGCACGAAUCGGCUGAUUUGAACAACAAUCAGAAUGAUAAUAGGAAUAUUGGGAGCAAUCAGGUGGAGAACAACGGCGGAGGAGGAGGUGGUGGUGGUGGAGAGUUGACGGAGAGCGAUGUCGGCGGCAGCGAUGGAGUUAUGAAUUGGCAGAAUGCAAAGCACAAAUCUGAAAUUCUCUCUCAUCCGCUUUACGAGCAGUUGUUAUCGGCUCAUGUCGCGUGCUUGCGAAUCGCGACGCCGGUCGAUCAGUUGCCGAGGAUCGACGCUCAGCUCGCUCAGUCGCAGCACGUGGUGGCCAAAUAUUCGGCUCUCGGUCAUGGUAAUAUUGGUGAUGAUAAGGAGCUUGAUCAGUUCAUGACACAUUAUGUGCUAUUGCUCUGUUCUUUUAAAGAACAGCUGCAACAACAUGUUCGUGUACAUGCAAUGGAAGCAGUAAUGGCUUGCUGGGAGAUUGAACAGUCCCUACAAAGCUUAACAGGUGUUUCUCCUGGAGGAGGCACGGGGGCAACAAUGUCUGAUGAUGAUGAUGACCAAGUAGACAGCGACACCAACAUGUUCGAUGGAAGUUUUGAUGGACCUGACACCAUGGGAUUUGGUCCUCUUAUCCCAACAGAGAGCGAGAGAUCCUUGAUGGAACGUGUAAGGCAAGAGCUAAAGCAUGAAUUGAAACAGGGUUAUAAGGAAAAACUUGUGGACAUUAGGGAGGAAAUUUUACGAAAGAGAAGGGCUGGAAAACUACCUGGUGAUACCACCUCUGUCUUAAAGGCUUGGUGGCAAUCACAUUCUAAGUGGCCAUACCCAACGGAGGAAGACAAAGCAAGAUUGGUACAGGAAACGGGUUUGCAAUUGAAGCAGAUAAAUAAUUGGUUUAUUAAUCAGAGGAAGAGGAACUGGCACAGCAAUCCUUCCACUUCCACAGUCCUGAAGAGCAAACGCAAAAGGGGACAGUAGCGGUGACCGUUUCUUGUGAGCAAAAAGGACAAAUCUGAAAGACAAUCCACAAAUAAUCUUCCUUGGUGCUUUCACUACAGUGAUAAUCCAGCAUCGGUACAUAUAUCUAUACAGGGUUCAUUCAAGAGAAGAGAACUAAUAUCAUGGAUAUGGGUAAUGACAAAGAUACGACUUGUGUGACACGUCACAGCUCUGAGCAGAGGACUUUGCAGAUGUUAUACUGAACAAGAUGCUGCGAUAUCUCAUUAGGAAGUUUAAUUUUAAGAAUAUAUGACAACAAAUUUGAGUUGGAUAGUGCCGUAUGUUGGUGGUCAUUAUUUUUGUUCACACUUUACAUAUAAAUAUGGCGGGGGUGUGGGUGUACAGGGUAAUAAUCUCUUUGAUAGUUGGUUACAGUUAUUUUGGUUAUUAUAAAUCUUUUGGCAGUGUUGUAGUCUAGUAAUUUAGUAUUCAACUUGUUGCAUAUGCUUUCACUCUUUGUGAAGUUUUUGCAAGAAAAUGGAUACGUGUUUCUCUACAA